Dovyalis caffra is the source of this 1947-nucleotide messenger RNA. The record is from the annotation of a GenBank genome assembly. NCBI's taxonomy places the organism in Eukaryota, Viridiplantae, Streptophyta, Magnoliopsida, Malpighiales, Salicaceae.
AUGAAAGUCUUUAAUAGCUUGUAUAGUUCAAACAACCCCAAAUUGAAAGGGGUUUUCAAUGGAUUCUGUACUGUGAUCCUAUUCUUUUUGUUUUACAACCGGGUAUAUAUACUUAGAGAUCCUUAUAUUGGUCAAAAUUCAAUUCAAAGAGGUGUUUUUGGUGAUGGGUCGAGGGGUGAUUUGGUCCAUCCGAGGCAAAUGAUUGAAAUUAAUGCUAAUUCAUCGAGUUUGGUUAAUGUGACUGGUGAUCAAAUUGAUUUGAGCUUAAAGAAUCCGGGUUUGUGUAGUGGCUUGAUUGAUCAUGAUGGUUAUGCAAAUGAAUGUGAAUUCUUGAAAGCUAACCCGGAUUGUUCAUCGGGUGGAUUCUUUGAUUAUAUCAAGUUUUUGUAUUGUGAUUGUGGUGAUUUUAGAGCGUUAGGUUAUGUGGUGUUGGGUAUUUGGCUUGCUGCUUUGUUUUAUUUGUUGGGGAAUACUGCUGCUGAUUACUUCUGUUGUUCACUGGAAAAGUUAUCGAAUCUUUUGAAGUUGCCUCCAACAGUUGCUGGUGUUACGCUCCUUCCACUUGGGAAUGGAGCACCAGAUGUGUUUGCAAGUAUUGCUGCCUUUGUUGGAAAGAAUUCAGGUGAUGUCGGUCUUAAUAGUGUGUUGGGUGGUGCUGUGUUUGUUGCUUGCAUUGUUGUUGGGGCUGUAUCAUUAUGUGUUGCAGAUAAGGAAGUUCAGAUUGACAGGAAAUGCUUCAUUAGAGAUAUCUGUUUCUUCCUUUUUACACUCAUGGUGUUGUUGAUAUUUUUGAUGGUUGGUAAGGUGAGUGUUGGAGCAGCAAUUGCUUUUGUCUUGAUUUAUGUGGUUUAUGCAUUCUCUGUGGCUGCCAAUGAGAUAUUGAGGAAACAUGCACAGAGAUUGAAAUUGGAUGCUGUUACACCGUUGAUUCCUGUGCGAGGAAGCAUAUUUUCUCAAACAAACAGUGAAGACGAUGCAAACAUUUAUAGUUCUCUGCUUGACCUUGAGACUGAUAGUGAUGUGCCCCAUCUACCUCCAUCCCUGCCAUCAUGGAUGUGGGCUUCAAAUGUGGCUAUAUAUUCCAAUCACUUAUCAAAAACCAAUUUGCCGGAUGAAGAAAGGCCUCCAUGGGGAUGGACUGAUGAGGGCAUGGAAAUCAGUAGUUCUUCAUUCUCUUGUUCCAGGUUGUUGUCACUGAUGGAGUUGCCCUUGACAGUGCCCAGACGGUUAACAAUCCCAUUAGUUGACGAGGAAACAUGGUCAAAGCCAUAUGCUGUAGCCAGUGCUGCCUUGGCUCCUCUUUUACUGGUAUUUCUGUGGAAUAGCCAAGAUGAUGUGGGUUCUCGAAGCAGAAUUCUAGUGUAUUUUAUAGGCACUGCAGUUGGUUGUGUGCUUGGUGUUCUUGCAUAUCAGCAUUCAAACUCCGAUCAUCCACCUCAGAAGUUCUUGCUUGCUUGGGUUUUAGGGGGAUUUUUUAUGAGUAUCGUGUGGUUUUACAUGAUAGCAAAUGAGCUUGUUGCUCUUUUAGUUGCAUUUGGCACAGUCCUAGGAAUUAAUCCAUCAAUCCUUGGAUUAACUGUACUAGCAUGGGGCAACUCGAUGGGGGAUUUAGUGUCAAAUGUUGCGUUGGCAAUGAAUGGCGGUGACAGUGCACAGAUUGCAAUGUCCGGAUGCUAUGCAGGUCCCAUGUUCAAUACUCUUAUUGGCUUAGGUAUCUCAAUGCUGCUAGGAGCCUGGUCACAGAGCACUGGUAUAUACAUUGUUCCUCAAGACAGUAGCUUGUUUUACACAAUAGGAUUUCUCAUUUCAGGAUUAAUCUGGGCGCUUGUAGUUUUACCUAGGAAUGACAUGCGUCCUAGCAAGAUGUUAGGAGCGGGCCUUAUAACCCUCUAUGUGAUUUUUCUUUCAGCAAGGGUGAUUACUGCCAUGGGAUAUGUGGUUAGUUGA